AUGUCGGUCAACGUUCCCGUGGACCCAAAGGUCCGAGAUGCUGACAUCGAGAACAAAUUGAGAUUGUUCGGAAUCUACAACGCCUUCGCCAAUGGCAAGGUCCCCUCUAACCAACAGAUCGACGUUGCUCUCAACAGCGUCCUAGAAUCGAAGGCCCUCUCGUCGCCGAGUGAUAAGCUCUCCGAUGAAGGGAAGUCUCUAGUCGACGACCUCAAGAAAGUUAUCAAUGAGGCCAAGUUACUCCUUCUCUCUAAAAACCAUGACCAAGCCAUCCAAGAAUUCAUCUGGCACGCCCAACACGCUGGUAAAACUGUUGGCGGUCCGACUCCCAAUGCUCCUGUCAGCAAAGAACAGGCUCAGCAAGAUAGUGAUAACGCUCUUGCCGGCCUUCGAACAUUAGGAACCCUGAUCAUCACCAACGGUCAAUUCAGAAAGCUCCUUACGGAUUGCACAAUAUUGUUCCGAGACAUCGCCUCGGAUGCCGCCCAAAAGGCAGGAGGAAAGCUCCAGCCAUCUCAAGACCAGUUGAACCAAAUUGAUAAGCCAGCUGAGGACAACACCUGGCACGAAGCACCAGAUCUUUCUCGUGGUUCUCUCCAAGAACGUGCUAAGGGCGCCUUCAACCGCAAUGCACCGGUCAAGACCGAUGACGUCAGACAAGCUGUAGGAGAUACCACGGCAGCUGCCCAUCCGGAGGGUUCUAGGGAUCCACAGAGUCUUGCUGGACAGGCAGUAGGAGAAUAUCAAACCGGUUCUCAGUCGGGCAUCGAUGCUCAGGGCGGUCUCCAAGCCGGAUUGAAUACAUUGAAUGCCCGCAAAGAUGACCAACAAUUCGAAGAGCAAAAGAACAAAAUUAACGAAACGAGCAAUGAAUACAAGCGACGAGCUUCUGAUUAUCUUAAGGGGAAACUGCCACAAGAGCGUCGCGAUCAAACAAUCUGGCGUUUGAAGAAAAUGGUCGUCGAAAUCCAGGGUCACGAAGACUACCAACAAGCCGUUGAUACCUUGUUGUAUCUUGCUGAAACCUAUGCUGGACACACCAAAGCCGUCGGAGAACAAGCCAAUACGUCUGUCUCAACCGUCCGUGACGACAAUCACCUUAAAUCUGCAGAGAACCUACUUCGUGUUAUUGUCGAGCGAUUUGCCAACAGUACUUCCACUGAAGAUCUCUUUGACGCCAUCAAUGAUGUUUAUAAGGAUGCCGACAGGGAUUCUCAAUUGAAGGAGUGGUUCAAGGAUGUUGACGGAUACAUCCGCAGGUGUUUGAAGCAACAAGGAUACAUUUUGACUGACAGAGCCAAUGAAGAAUAUGACAUUCUUUACGACCGUGGCCGCUUCCUCCUCCGUGACCGCUACCGUGGCCAUACUGACCGCAUUGUCGAUGAAUUCAAGUAUCUGGGUGACCAAUUCGCACAGGAUCCUCAGAACAAGCAAUUUGCCGAUUCGGUCACAAAGUUACUGAACAACCUUGGAAAGGAUUCAAAUGGCAAGGCUGUUUUCAAGAAGCACCUCGUUACUGACGUUGCUACCGUUAUUAUCCCUGGAUUCUUCGAAACUGUUCGCUAUGUUCCAGUUCCCCGAAUUGAGUAUACUGAUAAACGGUUUGACGUUAUCGUCGAGAACCUUGUCAUCGAAGGAGACAACCUCAUGCCUAAUGUCUUCGAGUUCGGCAACGAUUCAUACUUCCGUUGGGGACGUAAGGACGUCACUAGCAAGAACAAGCAGAAAGUCAUGCUUGCCGUUUCCGGAGUUCAGUGUGACCUAAAGGAUGUCAGCUUUUAUAUUAAGAAGAAGCAGGGAUUCCCAUCGCUCACUGAUACCGGUUUGAUGGACAUAUACUUAGGAGGUGAAGGUUUCAGCUUCACCAUCAAAAUGUCAUCUGCUGAGAAGAAGGAUCGCGCCCAUUUCUUCCAAAUCGACAAGGUUGACGUUGAUGUCAAGCAUGUCAACAUCAAGCUUAAGCAAAGCAAGCACAAAAUGCUGUUCACUGUCUUUAAGCCACUUCUCUUGAAGGUCGUCCGCCCAGCUUUGCAGAAGGUUCUUGAAAAGCAAAUCAAGACAUCCUUCUCCGAUCUUGAUCGCAAGCUAUACGCCAUCAAGACCGAGGCAGACAAGGUUGAAGAAGAUUUGCGAGAAAACCCAGACCCCGAAAGAGCCCGAAACAUCUUCCAACGCUACUGGUCUGCUGCCCAACACGAGUUUACCCAGAAGAAGGAGAAGGCCCAGGAGAUCGCCGCUGAUAAGAAAGCCAAUAUUGCCAUCACACAAGAAGAUUCCAUGUUCAAGGACAUCAAGCUUCCUAGUGGUACUUCAACUGCCGCUACCAAGUACAAGAAUAUGGCUCGUGACGGCGAACGCUGGGAAUCUCCUGUCUUUAGCAUCGGAACUGCUAAGGAAUCCAAGAACAUCCCAAAGCCGGUCGAUGUUACCCGCAAGCCCCAUGGAAGCAGCCGGGCCCAGCUUAGAGCCCCUCGUGAUUCUGGAGCUGACUUCGAUACUAGUGCUCCCAACCUUGACGGGGCUGGAUUUGCUCCUACCGGUUACGCCCCUGGCCCUACUCACACCGGCCCAUAUGCGCAGCUUCCAGAGACGACUAAGCCUGGUACCUUCAAUCCAAACGCUCAGACGUUCGGCACUAACAAUCCAAACGCUCAGACGUUCAGUACUAACAAUCCAAACGCUCAGACGUUCAGUACUAACAAUCCAAAUGCUCCUAUGCUUGGUAAUAACGUUCGUUCCGCUUUGGGACAUUAG
Molecule: messenger RNA, 2754 nt
Organism: Orbilia oligospora ATCC 24927
Lineage: Eukaryota; Fungi; Ascomycota; Orbiliomycetes; Orbiliales; Orbiliaceae
Exons: 2
Coding region: 1-2754 (917 amino acids)
Molecular function (GO): lipid binding
Source: RefSeq, a predicted model, not a curated record